Molecule: messenger RNA, 2605 nt
Organism: Aspergillus ibericus CBS 121593
Lineage: Eukaryota; Fungi; Ascomycota; Eurotiomycetes; Eurotiales; Aspergillaceae
Product: MDR family MFS transporter
Exons: 5
Coding region: 274-2169 (631 amino acids)
Biological process (GO): transmembrane transport
Cellular component (GO): membrane
Molecular function (GO): transmembrane transporter activity
Source: RefSeq, a predicted model, not a curated record
CCCCGGAAAUUUUUGAUUAAGUGGACUGGCCGGAGCUGUCGACGCCGCGACAGUGUUAGCUUAUAGCUUGCUUGCUGCCCGGCCGCUUGUCCUCCUGCCAGUCCCUUCAGUUCCUCUGCCAGUGCAGACUUCCGUCGCGCCGAUCCUGUCUGCAACCGUCGGUUCUGUCCGCCACUGCGAGGGGUCUGCCCCCAUUUCUUGUCUGCAUUUAUUUCUCCUCUCCUCGCUAGUCUUUCUUUGAUUCUGUCAGCUGAAACCCCGACAUUUGUAAGCAUGACGGUUACCCAGAACCCUCCUCACGAAGAGGAUCGUGUCGUCCGGAGCGCAGAUCAAGACAAGGACCUGUUGGUGAAUGCGGAGAAGAUGACGCCUUCCGAUGCCGGUGUUUCGUCCAGAGAUGGUUCGGAGAAGCCCGAUGCCAUCGAGUCUCCCUCCCAGGCGUCAGAUGAACAGCCUGCUGCUGAGACGACCGGGGAUGGAUCCUUGGAGAAAGCUGGGCCCGGUGCGCCGCUGGAUCGGGUGCCGUCGCAGGCGCAGAAGCUGGGGAAGAAGAAGAUCGUCGUCGUGAUGACUGCACUUUGUCUCGUUUUGUUCCUAGCAGCUCUGGAUAUGACAAUUGUCUCGACAGCCCUACCAACAAUCGCAACGCAUUUCCACGCCUCGGAGAGUGGUUACUCAUGGAUUGCAUCGUCUUACAUGUUGGCCAAUGCGGCCUGUGUCCCCUUAUGGGGCAAGAUCAGUGAUGUCUGGGGCCGGAAGCGCAUCAUUCUCAUCGCCAAUUUCCUGUUCCUCGUGGGCAGUUUGAUUUGCGCGCUGGCUGUCAACCUCCCCAUGAUCAUCUCGGGCAGAGCGAUCCAGGGCGCGGGUGGCGGUGGUAUCAUCGUGCUUGCCAACAUCUGUGUCUCUGACCUGUUCAGUGUCAGAGAUCGCCCCAUGUACUACGGUAUAUUCGGCUCCACAUGGGCCAUUGCAGGUGCUCUCGGCCCCAUCGUCGGCGGUGCCUUCACCACAGACGUGACCUGGCGUUGGUGCUUCUACCUCAAUCUCCCCAUCGGCGGUGUCUCCUUCGUCAUCCUUGUCUUCUUCCUUAAGAUAGAAACCGGCAAGGUCCCCUUCUGGGCUGGCAUCCGCUCCAUCGACUGGACAGGCAACAUGCUCAUGCUGGGCGGUACUCUGAUGUUCCUGUUCGGCCUCGAAUUCGGCGGCGUCAACUACCCCUGGGACUCAGCCACCGUGAUCUGUUUGAUCGUCUUUGGCGUCGUGACCUGGGCUCUAGCCUUCUUCAACGAAUGGAAACUUGCCCGUUACCCCGUGAUUCCAAUCCGGCUAUUCAACAACCUCCACAACGUCCUCAUGCUCCUCAUCUGCUUCUGCCACAGCAUGGUCUUCAUCUCCGGCUCCUACUACCUCCCCCUCUACUUCCAGACCGUCCUCCUGGCCAGCCCCAUCAUGAGCGGCGUCUACGUCCUCCCCACCGUACUCAGCCUCUCCGUCUUCUCCGCCAUCACCGGUAUCAUCAUCAAGAAGACCGGCCGAUACCGCGAACUCAUCAUCGGCGGCCUCUUCCUCAUGGCCCUCGGCUACGGCCUCCUCAUCGAUCUGAAAUACUACGCCUCCUGGCCCCGCAUCAUCAUCUACCAAAUCAUCGGCGGCAUCGGCACCGGCCCUCUCUUCCAAUCCCCUCUCGUCGCCCUCCAAGCCAACAUCCACCCCUCCGACAUGGCCGCCGGCACCGCCACCUUCGGUUUCCUCCGCCAAGUCUCCGCCGCCAUCUCCAUCGUCCUCGGCACCGUCAUCUACCAGAACGUCUUCCACGAACAGAUGCCCCGCGUCACCGCCGCCAUCGGCCAAGCCAAAGCCACCACCCUGGAGAACUCCUUCUCCGGCUCCGCCACCUCCCUCAUCAAAGCCCUCCCCACGGACGAGAAAACCGUCGUCCUCAAAGCCUACACCCUGGCCCUCAGCCGCAUGUGGAUCUUCUACUGCGCCAUGGCAGGUCUCGGCCUCAUCGUGAGUCUCUUCAUUCGGCCCGUGGUGCUCAGCAAGUCACACACCAUCGCCAAGACCGGGUUCGCCGAACAGGAGAAAGCCCGCCAGGCCGUUCUGGAAGACCAGAAGAGGAAACAGCAGGCGGACGGGGGAGAGGUGAGAGGGAAAGAGGAAGUGUGAUUGAGUUAAUUCUUAUAUAUACCAAUCAUAUCGAAUUCAUCAUACAUAAUUCUCUCCUCCGAAACCGCCUUUCCCCGGUUCUUCAGUUUCCUGUGAUUGCUUCUUUGUUUGACUGAACAUGGUUCACACAAUUAAAAGGUUAGAGUCUGGUGUACGGGUUAGAACACAACCUCCUCCCUUCUUCCCUCGAUUCUUCCCUUUCUCUCCACAUACACACAUACUCUCUCCGCCUCUCUCUCUCUCUCUCCGUGUGUGAUGGAGAAUGGUCACUCGAGUAUGGAACAAGAAAGAAACGAAAUUACUCAACUUAAUUUAAACCCCUAAUACCCCUCCUUCAUUCCAACAGCACAAUGAUACACCAAAAGCAUCCCGAUUACAUCUACAUCUACAUUUACUAGUCACUCAGUUAUUCCGUAUUCAACAACAUCUGUUACUC